Molecule: messenger RNA, 2904 nt
Organism: Trachymyrmex cornetzi
Lineage: Eukaryota; Metazoa; Arthropoda; Insecta; Hymenoptera; Formicidae
Exons: 6
Coding region: 1-2904 (967 amino acids)
Biological process (GO): DNA integration
Molecular function (GO): nucleic acid binding
Source: RefSeq, a predicted model, not a curated record
AUGCCUUGCUUGACAUUACCAAGUAUCAUCGAAAAGCUUCCACAAGUGAGAGUCCAAACGAAACUGAAUAUAUCUAAUAACGUACAAUUAGCAGAUCCAACAUACGGGAUUCCAGGUGGCGAGAUAGUGAGUCCGGCAGAGUCAUCGGAAAGAAGAACUUGUCACCUGAUAACCAACACCCAAUUACACGACCAAUUGGAGAGAUUCUGGAGACAAGAAGACGUAAUGGAAACACGAAUUUACUCGAAACAAGAGCAGAUAUGCGUGAAUUUCUACCAAGACACGGUCAGGCGUGAGGCGGACGGAAGAUUUAUCGUUAAGCUUCCAACGAAACCUGAAAUAGUACUCGGGCAGUCAAAGGAACUGGCAUUGAAAAGAUUACAUUCGCUAGAACGACGUCUAAAGCGACGGCCAGAAUUGCGACAACUAUAUAACGAAUUCAUGGAGGAAUACAUAGCUUCGGGCUACGCGUCAAUAUGUUCGGAAGGAGAGGACUAUGAAUCCCAUGAACACUUUCAUACCGCAUCAGCCACAAAAACGUCAACGGGAACGUCGUUAAAUGAUAAGCUGAUGGCAGGACCAAACUUGCAGAAGGAUUUGCUAGGAAUCAUCAUAAGAUUUCGCAUACAUAAAUAUGUAAUGACAGCGGACAUCGCAAAGAUGUUCCGACAGAUAUGGGUAGCGGAAGAAGAUCGUAAGUUUCAAUUGGUACUUUGGAGAGAACAUCCUGAAUCUUCGCUGCAGGUACUCAGAAUGAACACAGUUACAUAUGGAACCACUAGAGCUCCGUACCUGGCCAUGCGUUGCUUAAAGGAGAUAACUAGUGAAGCAGCCAAAAAAUUAGCUAUCAAACAACAAGAAAAAACAUCAAUUACACAAAUUAAAAAUUUAACUGCUAAGGGAGGAAAGGAAGAUCUCCUUCCAGCGACAGAGGUCCUGGAACGAGACUUCUAUAUGGACGACAGAUUAUGGGAACUAAAAUUGGAUUGGGACGACCCCUUGCCAUCAUCGUUAGAAAUUAGUUGGAAGAAGCAGUUUGAUUCACUUCAUGAAAUCAACGAAGUCGCUGUUCAACGAAAUAUAAAUCCAGAUAACGAAGCAGGAUCAAUUGAUAUCUACGGAUUCGGAGAUGCAUCAGAGAAAGCAUACGGUGCGUGCUUGUAUGCCAUUAGUUGUAAUAAGCAAGGAAAAAAAACUGCUUGUUUGAUUUGUGCAAAAGCAAGAGUAGCCCCACGGAAGGUCUUAUCAAUGCCAAGAUUGGAGCUGUGUGCUGCCCUAUUACUGGUAGAGUUGUUGAAGAUAGUCGAGGAAGCUUGUAAAAACAGCAUCGCUCGAGUCUAUCUUUGGAGUGACUCAACAGUAGUGUUAGAGUGGAUCAAAACGCCACCUAAUCAAUUAAAGGCGUUUGUAGCCAACAGAGUGGCAAGAAUCCAAGAAUUGUCAUCCGAAGAUGGUUGGAAGCAUGUUCCAUCGGCGGAUAAUCCAGCGGAUCUCCUUUCGAGGGGUAUCACAGUAGAACAGCUAAAGAAGAGCAAACUAUGGUGGGAAGGUCCCGAAUGGAUCACAUCAGAACAGCAUUGGCCUCAGCAACCAAAUAUAGCUAAGGAGGAGGCAUCAGAAAAAAUUACAGUAGCAAUGUCGGCAUCGAUCGACCCCCCGGAAGUCUUAUUCAAACAGUCUUCUUAUCUGGAGACACUGGAUAUUAAGGAACUAAAAGAGCAGCGAUCAGUAAGCAAAGCAAGUAAACUGACUAAGAUGGACCCAUUUUUGGACGAGAAAGGAAUGGUCCGAGUGGGAGGACGCCUUCGGCAUGCAGAUCUAACUCCAGAUCAGAAGCAUCAGAUCAUUUUACCAGCAAGUCAUCAUGUAGUCACAUUGAUAUUUAAACAGGAACACGAAAAACGAUUGCACUGUGGUCCAGAGCAGCUAUUAAAUUCUGUUCGGCAAAAAUAUUGGCCCUUAAAUGGAAGAAGAGAAGCAAAAAGAGUAACUCGAGGUUGCGUUAAAUGCUUUAGAUACAAACCUCGAACGCCUGAAUUAAAAAUGGCGGAUCUUCCGAAGGAUAGAGUCACGGAAUCUUGGAGACCUUUUCUCAUUUCUGGAGUGGAUUAUGCUGGUCUACUACAAAUGAGAGAGAGUAGAAGGCGAGGUAAAUUUCCAGUUGUCAAGGUGUAUGUGGCGAUAUUCGUUUGUUUUAGUACAAGGGCGGUACACUUAGAACUGGUAACGGCAUUAACUACGGAGGCCUUCAUGGCGGCCUUGAGAAGAUUUAUAACAAGAAGGGGUAUGUGUUCGCAACUGUAUUCCGAUAACGCAACUAACUUCGUGGGCGCAGCACGAGAAUUGAGAGAAAUUUACGAGUUCCUAACAAAUAAUGAAAACGAAAUCGGUGAGAAAUUAGCAAAUCAAAAAAUCGAAUGGAAGUUUAUACCUCCCAGCUCGCCACAUUUCGGAGGGCUAUGGAUGGCGGCCGUGAAGGCAUUGAAAAGACAUCUGAACACGGUGACGAGAGGGCUUAUCCAAACGUAUGAGGAGUACAACACGUUGCUAAUAGAGAUAGAAGCGGUCCUAAAUUCGAGACCCCUAACUCCUUUAUCCGCUGAUCCCAACGAUUUGCAUCUCCAAAAGGUUCGACAGCACUUCUGGAAGCGGUGGCAACGAGAGUAUCUGCAAACCUUGCAGAUGAGAAGCAAAUGGACAAGAGGACAAGAGAAAAUGGAGGCAGGCAUAAUGCUGCUUCUGAAGGACGAUAAUUUACCUCCGCUGAGAUGGAAACUGGGCAGAGUGGUGGAGAUCUUCGCGGGCAAGGACGGAAUCGUUCGGGUCGCUACAGUUCAGACCGAAAAUGGAAGGCUCCGGAGAGCUAUUCAAAAACUUUGUCCAUUACCAAUUAACGAUGUUUAA